AUGGGAUAUAUUAGUAUGAAUAGUACCAAUCUUAUCAGGCCUUAUGAAGGCACCGAGCUUAACGAUGCGGGGAGGAAGUACAAGAAGAUCGGAGAAAGACUUCUUAGAGAAAAGAAGCUGGGAGUCGUCAUACUGAGUGGGGGACAGGGGACUAGGCUUGGGUCGGACGAGCCCAAGGGUCUGUUCAAAAUCAAGGGUAAAACAUUAUUUGAAUGGCACAUGGAGACGAUAAAGGAGCUAAUAAGCAAGUACAAUGCAGACAUAGCCGUGUUCAUCAUGACAUCCUCGUUCACAGAUGAGGCCGUCAGAAAGUACUUCCAGAGUACAGACUUUGGUCUGAAGAUCCAGUUCUUUAAGCAAAGAAACUCCUUGUGCGUGGGAACUGAUGGAAAGCCCUUGGAGUGGUAUGACGGGCAUGCCGAGUCGCCAUAUGGGAAUGGAGACAUCUUCAAUGCCAUACAGCAGGUCAAUCUCGAAGGGAUUGAGGCCUUGAACGUCAUUUGCAUAGACAAUGUUCUUGCAAAGAUCCUUGAUCCCGUGUUUGUCGGGGCAUUCUACAGCGAUGAUUAUGAUAUUCUGAGUAAGUCGGUGACCAAGGAGGAGAAGGAAAGCGUCGGAGCCUUUCUGAUGGAUGAGAGGCUUAAGAUCAAGGAGUAUAGUGAGAACGAUGCUAAGGGAGAGGGAAUACAGGGCAACAUAUGCAACCAUAUCUUUAAAACUUCAUUCAUCAAGAAGAUGAAGAAUAUCAAUCUUCCAGAACACAAGGCGUUCAAGAAGAUCCCAUACACCAUAAGCGGGAAGCUUAUAAAGCCAGUCAAGCCUAACGGGUUCAAGAAGGAAACAUUUAUAUUCGACAGCUUUGAAUACACACAGAAGAAUGGCGUGAUGAAUGUUCCUAGGGAAAAGGAGUUCUCGCCUUUGAAGAAUGGAAUGGACUCAUCCGUGGACAAUCCGGUAACAUGCACGAUAGCGGUUGAGAGGCAUAGAAUCAAAACAACAAUCCAAUAA
This is a messenger RNA of Encephalitozoon cuniculi GB-M1, 1008 nucleotides long. RefSeq names its product UDP-N-acetylglucosamine diphosphorylase. Bases 1 to 1008 code for a protein of 335 amino acids. The record is from RefSeq and is marked provisional. The transcript has a single exon. NCBI's taxonomy places the organism in Eukaryota, Fungi, Microsporidia, Unikaryonidae. Gene Ontology annotation, molecular function: uridylyltransferase activity.